This is a messenger RNA of Geodia barretti, 915 nucleotides long. Lineage: Eukaryota; Metazoa; Porifera; Demospongiae; Tetractinellida; Geodiidae. The record is from the annotation of a GenBank genome assembly.
CUGCGCGAGCGGGGCUACACGGUCACCGAGCAGCCGGUCGUCGACGACCGGGUCAACGUCAUCGCCACCGUCGGUGCGACGGAACCCGAGAUCGUCUAUUCGACGCACAUCGAUUGCGUCCCGCCCUUUUUUCCGAGCAGGGUCGAGGGCGACACGCUGUACGGCCGGGGCGCCUGCGACGCCAAGGGGAUCCUGGCGACCGAGAUCAUGGCCCUCGACAGGCUUCGCGACGCCGGCGAGACCCGCGUCGGCCUGCUCGUCGUGGUCGGCGAGGAGAACGGCAGCCACGGCGCCCGCGCCGCCAACCGGCUCUCGAACCGCUGCCGGUACCUGAUCAACGGCGAGCCGACCGACAACCGCCUCGGCGCCGCCACGAAGGGCGCCUACCGCGUCCGGCUCUCGGCCACCGGACGCGCGGUCCACUCCGCCUACCCGGAGCUGGGCGACUCGGCAAUCGAGAAGCUGCUCGACGCUCUGAUCGCGCUGCGGGACCUCGAUCUCCCGGUCGACCCGGUGCUCGGCGCCACCACCUACACGGUCGGCGUGCUGUCGGGGGGCGUGGCCCCCAACGUGGUGCCGCCCGGCGCGGAGGCGGACGUCAACUUCAGGACCGUCGAGCCGGCGCCGCGCGUCCGCGAGCGGCUCGACGCGUCGCUGCCCGGCUCGGUGUCGAUCGAAGACGUGAUGGUGGUGCCGCCGGUCCGCCUGACAACCCUGCCCGGCUUCGAUACCGCCGCCUUCUCGUUCACCACCGACAUCCCGUUCCUGACGUCGUGGGGACAGCCGCUGCUGGUCGGCCCCGGAUCCAUUCACGUGGCCCACACGGCGGAAGAGCACGUGAAGCUCGACGAGCUGGUGCAGGCAGUCGACCUGUACGAGAAGCUCGCGCGGGAUCUGCUGGCGGCCACAUCCUGA